Scheffersomyces stipitis CBS 6054 is the source of this 2169-nucleotide messenger RNA. Its product is annotated as beta-mannosyltransferase. Gene Ontology annotation, molecular function: mannosyltransferase activity. The record is from RefSeq and is a predicted model, not a curated record. NCBI's taxonomy places the organism in Eukaryota, Fungi, Ascomycota, Pichiomycetes, Serinales, Debaryomycetaceae. Bases 1 to 2169 code for a protein of 722 amino acids. The transcript has a single exon.
AUGUUUCGACGCCAGGGCAGGUCUUUCGUCCUCGUUUUGGCGUUGCUAGCAAUAUUAGUGACUUUGCACUUAUUUUUUUGGGAUGAUAAACUAGACAUUAGAAGCAAGGUUUUCAAGCAGAAGAAUUCUGGACAAGUUCCAACAAAUAAAGCCGAAGUCCCCCCAAAGCCAGGUCUGAAAUCACAUCCAAAGGAUCCAAAGGUUCCAAAGUCUUCGAAGUCUUCUGACGAUCACAAGACAGUUCAACGAGGCGACGUCAUCUCCAAAUAUGUUGGAAAAAGCAAGUUGAUAGUGUUUCCUAAAGCAUUCGAAGAGUCAGAUCUGAAGAAGCUAUACAAACUCUAUACAUCACAGUUCAAAGAACUGCCUCCGCGACGGAGCAAGAUAAUUAGAUUUCUGGAUCCCUCGCAAAAGACUGAUCCUCUCAGUAACUCCAUAAAGAAUUUGAAGUAUCACAAGCAUCCCGUCCAGCUGUUUAAUGCGUUUACUGAUAUAGAAGGAAAUAUGGAAAAAUGUGGAUUGCUCGAAGAUAAGUACGAAAUUGAAGUGCUGAAAAGCUUAAUGAAAAGCAAGUCUUUGAAAAAGAUUGUACAGAAGUGGGUCAAUGAAAACUCCACAUACUUCCAGGAAAUAAAUGAGUUCUUCCACACUCCUCUCCAGCAGCAACUCAAAGAAGGUAGUGUUGAUCUGCAUUGGUUUAGAUUGGCGGGAUCAUCAGUAUGGUUAGAACAAUAUGGAAUCCAUUUCAUGGUCUCAAGAAUUAUAUAUGCCGAAAACAAAGAUAGGGGAACGCCAAACUUAUCUAUGAUCUACGCUCAAGCUUAUGAUGAAAACUGGAAAGAAGUAGAAAACUUAGAGUUGGUGGUUCCUACAAAUAACCCAAACCUAUACCUUGAAUCCAAUGAUCCCCCUCAAUUUAGAUUGCAAUUGCCUCAAAUCUUACCUAUACCAAUUCACCUUGAUAAAGAACGUCAAUGGCCCGGAUUUUAUGGUGCUGAAGAUCCUCGAAUUAUCGCUGUGAAAAACGCAAGAGGUUUCGAGGAACCUUUGGUUUUCUACAACUCCUACCAUGGAAAAGUUGUGAACAUUGAGGAAAUCGAUGAAGGUAAGUCAACUGCACACCUACUAUUCUCCAGAAAUAUGUUCAUGGCUUGGCCAUUCCAGACUCAAAGAGGGAAAUACAACGUUCAAGACUUGCCCUCGAAAUACCACAACAACAUAUUCACAAGAGUGUUGGAAAUAAAAGAAGCAAAUAAAGAAAGAGAAGGAAAACAAAAGAACUGGACCCCAUUCAUUAGCAGCCAGGAUAGGAAGAGUUUCGGAUAUGACAAGUACAUCUAUAUGAGUAUUAGGAUUGAACAUUUGCAAAUUUUGCGGUGUCCAGUAGUAGGUGGGAGCGACCAAUUCGUGACUGAAUGUGAGGAGGUUUAUCUAUUAAACCCAGAGAAGUCCAACAACGACGGAAUCGGCCCAUUGAGGGGUGGAUCACAAUUUGUAAACAUUAACAACAUGCUUGAGUCAUAUUCCGAGCUUCCAGAAGCUAGGAAGCUUAUAGAUAGCAUUCCAAAAGGAAGGGAACUUUGGUUUUCUUUCGCCAGAGCAAAUCUAGAAUAUUGCGGCUGUGGUGUAAAGAUGUAUAGACCUAAUUUGGUUGUGGUGGUUAAGGAUGGCGAUCAGUACAAGAUUAGUUAUGUCAGUUCCUUCGUUGAUUUAGCGGUCGAGCAGCUUGGCUGGAUUUUGAAGGAGUCUGAUAACUAUUGUCCAGAGAAUGAUGGUUCAGUUAUGAUUCCUAAUGGUAUUGCGUCUUGGACCCUUCGAGAAAAUGGUGAAAAGACAAACAUUGAUGACUACAUGACGUUGAGUUAUUCACUUGCAGAUGCUACAGUUGAAAUUAUUCACAUCAGAGGGGUUCUUAAAGCACUUCUUGGUCUUGACUCCAAAAAUCAAAACUACAAGCUCUUCGAGAAGUCAAGUGCGCUCGAUGCUAAGACUGUGGGUUACAACAAUGACAAUAUAGAUUGUGCUUUAGAGAAUUCUAAGCAGUACUGUCAGGCAUUUGGAGAAAAGGAAAAGAAGAAGAUGGAGCUGAGAGUGAAGCCUCAAGAUAAAGAAGAAAACAAACAAAGACAAGAUGGAAAGGAAUCCGAAACACAGGAACCGAAAGAGUGA